AUGUGGUUGAUAUUCCGCGUCUUCUUCAGCUCCGUCUUCCUGCUCAGCAUCGUCCUCUCCAUUCCCGUCGCCUUCGAUGUCGGCGGCCGCGAUAGCGGGCUGGCCUACAGCCUAGCCCUCUUCUUCUUCUACAUCUUUUACUCCGCCCUCGAGUUCCUAACGCCUGAGAAAUCGCCCUCUCGCUUCCUCGUCUCCGCCUUCCUCCGCUCCGCACAGUGGAUCGUCAUCCCCUCACUUCUUAUCUGGGCCCUGGGGCAGUUUGCCGUCGAUGCAGGGAGCGCUAGCUGGGUGGAUCGGACUAUCGGGGGGCUGUUCCAAUCCAAAAGCACGAGUUGGUCGGAAUGGACCUUUGGCAAGGACGGCCUGGUAGAGACGGUUACACUGGGAGGUUGGGAUAAUGUGCUGAGAUACUCCGGGCCCGUAUUCCAGCUCUUGGAGGGCUUCUGCACCUUGCUGGUCAUCCAGGCUGUGGGACAGCUCACUCGGUGGCUCGUUAACCGCGGGAGAAGCGAUACUUGGGUUAUCGUUCUCCUCGUCUUCUCAAGUUCCAUCAUGGCCAGCGCCGUUUACUUCCUCUGGCGCGUCGCCCAGUUCCCCCAAAUCAGCAACCUCGAUGCGACUUUGAUCGGUAUUACGAUGACUACCGCCGUCUUCAUUUGCGCCUUCGGCAUCGGUAGCGGCCGAGGAAAUCCGGUCGAGUCGUCCCUCCUCUUCGCUUACAUCGUUCUUUGCGUCUACCAAAUAUUUACCGACUACCUCCCCUCCGAAAACUCCGAUCAGGCCGACCAGGCGAGCUCGCAACCCGAAAUUCCUCCUUUGCCACCCAUCAUCAUGGCAUCUUACUCCACCUUCCUUCACAUGCUAGGCUCCCUCCCCUCGGCCCUUCACUCCGCCCUGGGCCUCCUUUAUGCGGCCUUCCAGACCAUCACCCCUUCGGUCAUAAUCUCACUCACCUACCGUCUACUCGUGUUUUAUUGCGCCACACGAAUUAUUCCUUCGAUACGAAACUCGGGCGCUCAAGGCGUAAUGCAGGAGCCAGACUGGGAUGAGUCAGAGACUGCGAACAAGCUUCUGAGUUUCCUCAACUGGUUUUCGCCAUCGAUCUUGAUCGCCGUCUACACCAGCCUGCUCUUACAACAUUUCUCGACGAGUGACGGCCCAGAUGGUUGGACGUUGAGAGACGGUGAUGUAGGUGGGGGCACGUGGCAGUGGACCAAUGUGGGGUUGACUAUGGUCCUGUACGGAGUAGAGCUCUCCCUAAGCUCUGACGAGCAUGAUCACUGGAAAGUGGACUAA
Ilyonectria robusta is the source of this 1296-nucleotide messenger RNA. Its product is annotated as ICE2-domain-containing protein. Bases 1 to 1296 code for a protein of 431 amino acids. The transcript is spliced from 2 exons. Gene Ontology annotation, cellular component: perinuclear endoplasmic reticulum; endoplasmic reticulum membrane; cortical endoplasmic reticulum. NCBI's taxonomy places the organism in Eukaryota, Fungi, Ascomycota, Sordariomycetes, Hypocreales, Nectriaceae. The record is from RefSeq and is a predicted model, not a curated record. Gene Ontology annotation, biological process: endoplasmic reticulum inheritance; septin ring assembly.